AUUGACAUUUACUCUGCAGUCGAUUCAUUAAUAAAGGAUGCCACAUCAUCUGCUGUCAAAAACCGACUCCAGAUAUUUGCCAACAUUACUGAAGUGAAAAACCUGCACUCACUUAACUCAGCCAUCUGUUUUGGUUAGCUCUGCCGAUGAUUUUCCUUGUUUUGCCCCUUGCUGAUCCUUUUCUCUCGGCUCCCGGAGAGGCGGGGCCCGGCUCCCUGCACCGCCCCUCUGCGUUGACUGGUGGGCCGCCGGGGCGAGCCUGCGCGUGCGCACUGGCCUGUCCGCGGCAGGUGGAGUAUGGAGGCCCUGCCCUCCUCCGUGGAGUGGUGCGCCCGAUGGUUUCCUUUGACGCAGGCGGGCAUUUGGAAGGUGUGGCUAUGUGAGUUCUGGCUGCUACUGCUGGGUUCCGGUUUGAAAGCGCAUCUUUUGCCUGACGAGGAGGACGUAACGUUUAUCAAUGAGUACGUGAACCUCCACAAUGAGCUCCGGGGCAACGUCUUGCCCCGAGGGGCUAACUUGCGCUUCAUGACUUGGGAUGUAGCUUUGUCUCGGACUGCUAGAGCAUGGGGGAAAAAAUGUGUGUAUGAGCGUAAUAUUCAUUUAGAAGAACUAUAUAUGGCCCAUCCUAAAUUUAAUGGUAUUGGCGAAAAUAUAUGGGUCGGCCCUGAAAAUGAAUUUACUGCAAGUAUUGCUAUCAGAAGUUGGUUUCAACAGAGGAAAAAGUACAAUUUUGAAAAGAACAGUUGCUCUGAUAACUGUUCUAACUAUCUACAGCUUGUUUGGGACAGGUCUUACAAAGUCGGUUGUGCUGUUACUCCAUGUUCAAGAAUUGGACGUAUUAAACAUGCAGCACUUUUCAUAUGCAACUAUGCACCAGGAGGAGGUCUGUCAAGAAGGCCUUAUCAGCGAGGAUUAAUGUGCUCUCAAUGCGGCAGCUAUGACAGAUGCACAGACUUUCUAUGCAGCAAUGCAGAUCGUGACCAAGCCAUAUAUUACCGAUAUUGGUAUCCAAGAUGGGAAGUACCCCGACCAAUUGUAUGUGAUCCACUGUGCUUAUUGAUUUUAUUUCUGAGAAUGAUGUGUUUUUCACUGAGUGCCACAAUUGUCUUGAUAAUACAGUCUUAUUUUCCAAAUAUAUUAGUGGAAGAAGAGAUGGUUUUUACCCCUGUGGAAACUGGGCCAGCAAAAGAGGAGGGAAAGAAAGAGAAGCAGGUGGAGGAGGAGGAGGAAGAAGAGGAGGAGGAGGGGGGAGAAGGGGAAGAGGAAGAAGAGGAGGAAGAGGAGAAGAGGGGGGAGGAGGGAGCGGAGGAAGAGAAGGAGGGGGGAGCGGAGGAA
This is a messenger RNA of Capra hircus (goat), 1335 nucleotides long. RefSeq names its product GLI pathogenesis-related 1 like 2 (gene GLIPR1L2). The transcript is spliced from 6 exons. Lineage: Eukaryota; Metazoa; Chordata; Mammalia; Artiodactyla; Bovidae. The record is from RefSeq and is a predicted model, not a curated record. The annotation marks the transcript as partial.